AUGUAUGAAAUUGAUGAAAACACAAGUUUACCUAUUGGGAUAAAAGUUGCUUCUACUUUGGCAGCCCAACGACCAGAACGAAUUACAAUUAAAGGUCAAUAUGUUACCAUUACUCCUCUUAGAACUGAACAUUAUGAUUCUCUUUGGGAAAAAACGAAGGGAAAAGAAAAUGAAGCAAAAUGGUUUUAUUUAUUUGAUGGUCCAUUUCAAAACCGUGAAGCAUUUGAUAUUAGAUUAGGAGAAAUGGCUACGUCAACCGAUUUCUUAUUUUAUUCAAUUAUUGACAAUAAAUUAGAAUGUGCUGUUGGCUUAGCUGCUUUGAUGAGAAUUGAUCCUUUACAUCGAUGUAUUGAAAUUGGUUGUAUAUUAUAUACUACUCAACUACAGAAAACACGUGGUGCAACUGAAGCCAUGUAUUUAUUCGCUCAAUAUGUAUUUGAUCAACUUGGCUAUCGUCGUUAUGAAUGGAAAUGUAAUUCGUUAAAUGAGCCAUCACGUCAAGCUGCAUUAAGACUUGGUUUUACAUUUGAAGGUAUAUUUCGUCAACAUAUGAUUGUAAAACAUCGAAAUCGUGAUACAGCGUGGUAUUCAAUAAUUGACUUAGAAUGGCCAAAGAUUAAAAAUGCUUUUGAACAAUGGUUAGAUUCAUCAAACUUUGACUCCAAUGGAAAACAGAAACUAUCGCUAUCUAUCAUUAGAGAAAAUCAGAAAUAA
Messenger RNA from Didymodactylos carnosus, 714 nucleotides. NCBI's taxonomy places the organism in Eukaryota, Metazoa, Rotifera, Eurotatoria, Philodinida, Philodinidae. The record is from the annotation of a GenBank genome assembly.